Molecule: messenger RNA, 447 nt
Organism: Penicillium salamii
Lineage: Eukaryota; Fungi; Ascomycota; Eurotiomycetes; Eurotiales; Aspergillaceae
Source: the annotation of a GenBank genome assembly
AUGCGCUGGUCAUCACCUCACACAGAGACUGCGAGUCUUGCAUCUGAUGAACCGGCUGCCAUCAUCUCAGCCACGCAAGGUUUCCUCACAGCAUUGAGCACUAAGUCCCGUAUCGACUUUGAGAAACACUGCGUCCGAGCUGGAGGGAUGUCCCUCUCGCCCCCGCCACCCACUGCCCUCCGUUUCUGCACAAUCGGCUCAUUUGUCGAACACAUCUCUACGCUCAAGGAUGCCAUCGAUGAGCGAAUAUGGGAUCCCGAGGUGAAGGUACACGAGGCUGGGAAUUUGGCUGCAGUGUGGGCGCCUUUUCGGGCAAAGAUCAACGGUGUGGUCGACCAUGUCGGCGUUGAGCUUUUCGUCCUGCAUAAGAUUGAUGGUCGAUGGAAGGUUACGGGGUUGGCAGAUUCGUGUCGACUACCGACUGUGGAGGAAAUGCUCUUGGAAUGA